GUGGUUGCGAAGCCUUGAGGAAUUUUGUUGACUCCAGUGAGAGCGCGAGACCCUCGAAAAAUUCACCCAAGAUCGUCACAAAAUUCCACCCACAUGAUCACACAAGUGAUCAUGGAAGAGACAUCCACAGGCUUUUUCUCACUUUUUCGAUCAUCAUUGGCGCCUUUUUCACAUAAAUUAGCAAUUUGGCCAGCGAGACAGUGGAUUUUUGGGUGAUCUUCAAGUGUUCGGACGUGGCAUUCCUAGGAGAUGAAAACAACGAUCACGAUGGAUCCUCGCACGGGACUCGACUAUAUUGUGGACAACAAGGACUAUGUGCAGAAGCUGGGCAGCGCCUUGGACACGGACAAUGUCACCGUGAAGAAGCAAGUCUUCGAACUCUUAUCAGCUCUCUGUGCGUACAGCACUGAGGGCUACAACCGUGCCCUGGAAACGCUCGAGCACUUCACGAAUCUCAAGAAGGAGCGCUACCGCUUCAAGAUCAUCGUCCGUGAGCUGGAGAGUUCCUCUCUGGCUGAAUACCAGAUGGCCCUGCUCGCCUUCAUAAACUGCCUCAUCAUCUCGGCUCCGACUCUGCAGAGGCGCAUCAAAGUCCGAAAUGAGUUCAUAGGGCUGAAUCUCCUCUCAGUGCUGAACAAUCUCAGGCCACUGGCGAAGAAUCUGCCCGACAUCAAAGUCCAGCUGGAUGUCUUUGACGAGCAGCGCGAGAGUGACGAGGCGCAGAACCUCCAAGAUCCGGAUGGGAUUAAUCUCAACUCCCAUCUGGAUGUCUUCUAUGCCAUCCUGCGCCAGGUCUCUGACACACCGCAGGGAAUUCCCUUCCUCUCGAUUCUGCAGCACUUGCUGCGCAUCGACCCCAAGGAAGCUGUCAGUGAUCUGAUCUGGGACACGGCAGAGACUCUCGUCCACCGGGCGACACUGCUGGAGAACCACGAGGACUCCGUGAGACUCCUUCGCGCGCCCAGCGUGCAGAAGAUCGUCUGUCCGCACUGUCGAACGGACAUCGGUGCUCCGCGGAAGCAAUCUAUCGUGCCAGGAGCUCUGCCCUCGCCUCCGCCUCCUCCGCCGCCCGCAGCCCUGCCUCCACCGCCGCCCCCGCCCGCCAUGGCUGAGCUGAAGCCCAUGGGAAUCCCUCCUCCGCCGCCGCCCAUGGCUGCCGCCCUCAAAGCCCCCGUUCAGGCGGCUCAAGCGCCGCAGCCCAAGACACCAGAACCUCCGGCAGAGCCACAGCAGCUCCUGCCGCAGCAGGAGACACCGAUUCCGCGCAGCAAGAUGAAGACCAUCAACUGGAACAAGAUCCCUUCGAACAGGAUCCUGGGACGUCACAAUAUCUGGUCCUCGUUGGCAUCGGCGCACAGCACGAAGGAUCAGAGCAAGACUCUGGACUUCGAGGAGAUUGAAGACCUCUUCUGCCAGCAAAGCACACCAAAUCCUCAAGCGUCACCCAAAUUGGGGCGCGACAAGACAGACACUCUCGAGCGGAAGAAGAAGGAGAACUCAGAGAUUAGCCUGCUGGAUGGCAAGAGGAGCCUGAAUGUCAACAUCUUCCUCAAGCAAUUCCGCAGUUCUAACGAGAACAUCAUCAAUCUCAUCAGAAAUGGCGAACAUGAAGAUGUCGGAGCGGAGAGACUCAGAGGACUGCUGAAGAUCCUGCCAGAAGUGGACGAACUGGAUAUGCUGAAGUCCUUCGACGGGGAUAAAUCACGCCUAGGCAAUGCAGAGAAGUUCCUCAUGGAACUCAUUCAUCUAUCAAACUACAAGCUGCGAAUCGAAUGCAUGCUUCUGAAGGAGGAAUUCGCAGCCAAUGUUGGAUAUUUGGAGCCCGCGAUCAGAGCGAUGCUCUAUGCGGGAGAAGAUCUUAUGACCAACAAAUCCCUCCAGGAAGUCCUCUACAUGAUCCUUGUUCUGGGGAACUUCCUGAACUCCGGUGGUUAUGCAGGAAACGCAGCCGGCGUCAAACUGACUUCGCUGCAGAAGCUGACAGACAUCCGGGCGAACAAGCCGGGAAUGAAUCUGAUCCACUACAUGACACUGCAGAUUGAGAAGAGCAAUCCGAAGCUCCUGGAUUUCCCUUCGGAACUCACGACGCUGGAAAACGCUGCAAAGACAAGCGUGGAACAGCUGAACAACGAACUCUACACUCUGUGCCAGAGAAUUGAGAAGAUCAAGAAGAGCGUCGACGCUCCGAACACAGACAAGGACAUCAAGAAGCAGAUGGUGGACUUCCUCAAGACGUCAGAGCACGAAGUCCACAUCCUCGAGCGAUACAUGUUGGAUCUGGAGAAGAUGAGGAUCAAGCUGGCGGAUUUCUUCGUUGAGGAAGUGAAGAGCUUCAAACUCGAGGAGUGCUUUAAGAUAUUCCAGAACUUCAGGGAGAAAUUCCGCUUAGCCGUCGUCGACAACGAGAGAAGACGAAUCCAGGAGCAACAAGCCAACUUCCGAAGGAAGCAGCGCGAAGAUCAGUUGGCAAUGAAGAGAAGAAAUUUGACUCCAGACUUGUCUCUCGGACUGGACAGUCAAAUCCUCGAUCCGAAUCUCUUGACAGGGAGUCCAGCGCUUCAGCGGCGCAGAAUCGGCUCAUUCACGAACAACAACGACCUGGCAUCGCCAAAAGAUCCCGGACCGUCGCCUGAGGGCACAUUGAGACGCAGGAAGAGUCGGAAUCUUAACGAAGAUGAGAGUUUGAUGGACUUCUUGCGCUCUUCUGGCCAUGACAACUUUUCGCGCGAGCGAAAGACUUCGUACGGAAGCCUGGAUCGCUCGUGGGCGAGACGAGCGAGGGCAGAAAAUGGUUUCAAGAAGCGUCCAGACUUGUUCCAUGUGGACUUCACAGCAGACCGCGAAAGAGCCAAUUCACCCUCGUCGCCUCUUCAGCCGCAUCCGAUUCCGACAAUCGAGAAGGACGCUGUUGCUGAUGAUGUCAAGCCCAGAAUUUCCAAGGAGUGGCACGAAAAGAUCCAAACGUGGCUACAGCACAACGAUCCUGACAGCAGGAAGAAACGUCUGUCGCAGAGGAAGUCUUAUGAGGAGGAUUCUGAAAACGAACGAAAACUUGAUCCUCUGCCGGAGGAGAAGGUUUCCCAGCCAGAAGUGACGCAGAGAAGGACGCCCAUGAAGUGGAAACCCUCAAAUACCAUCGAACUCACCGACGUGGUGGGCACGAUUGAGGCCAUCCAAGAAUCUCAACCAAAACCACGAGAACUCAGAAUCACGAGUCCCGACAACUCUCCUCGGAAGUCCCUGAUAUCUACCCUUGGCCAACGAAGUCCUGGCAUCCAGUCAUCCUCGAUCUUAUCGCAGGAUCUCCGGAAGAAGGACGACAUCGAUGCGGACAAUAGAGAGACUCCGCCAACGCCCAGAAAGAGUCUUCUUGGCACCGGAGACAACUUCAACGAUACAGAAUUCUUGGGCACCGGACAGUUCGAUAGAUUCUCAUCUGCCAGGAAGACCAGGCGCUUCAAGAGAUCCAAUUUCAACAUAGGAAGCAAUGCUGAAGAGGGCCAAGCGCCUGAAGAAGCCCCAAAAACACAGAUCUUCGUGGAAUCGUCAAAGCCAGUGGCGCUGGAGAAGAAACAGUUCGCACAGGAGGACAAGGAGGCGCGCCUGAAGCGCUGGCAGGAACGCCUCAAGAGUCUCGACGAUCCAGAUGCGGGCUUGAAGAAUCCACGGCGCUUCCAGAUCGGCGAGAAAGCGGGCGAGGGCGUGAGAAAUGCCACGAAGACGGCAAAUUGUGAGUUCAACGAUGAGGGAUUUGAGGAGUCUCAGAGCCUGGUGUCGGACACACUGUCGCAGGGCAAGGAGACGAGCUCAGGGAACGAGAACACAGAUCCUCAGGUGAAUGUGCGGGAGAAAUCGAGUGCAAUGGGUGGCGAGAGCGUGGAAGCGCCUAAGAGAAUCAGUGAUCUAAUGCCAAAACGAACCUACUCCAUGCGAAACAGUCCCUCGGCGCCCACAAUCCCGGCCGCUAAGCCGCUGUACAGAAGGAAUUCCCUUCGCAAGAACGACUCAAAGUCAUCAGUUACCAGUCUGUCGAGCAGGAACGUGGAGAGGAGCGGCUCACGAGGCAGCCUGAGGUCGUCGCGCUCCUCCCUGAACAGUGGAGUGUCCACCAGCACGGUGAAGAGACUCCCGGCCAAGCCGCCGCCAUCGCGAUUCACCCCAGCGCCGCUGCAAGAGAAGAAACCCUUCCAAACCGCCUCCCUGCGACUGUCCAGCAGCUCCAGUCGCGUCCCGGCCAGUCGCAGCAGCUCCAGCAACUCCAGCAUCGGCAGCACAUCCCUGCGCAUGAAGCCACAAUCGUCCGGCUACCCAAAAACCUCCCCCUCGGCGGACAAUCUCGCCAACGGCACCACAUUCCGCUCCCUGUCCGCAGCAAAGUUACCAAAUGCCGCGAGCGUGGCCAGUCGCCGGAACAACUUCAUGAGACCCACUGCGGCCUCCACCACCAAAGCCCAGACCCAGGCGCCGCCGUCCGGCGGCCAGAGCGCCCUGCUCAGGAGCCGCCUGAGGAAGUGACAACAACCU
Molecule: messenger RNA, 4524 nt
Organism: Phlebotomus argentipes
Lineage: Eukaryota; Metazoa; Arthropoda; Insecta; Diptera; Psychodidae
Gene: form3
Product: inverted formin-2
Exons: 8
Coding region: 250-4515 (1421 amino acids)
Biological process (GO): cellular component organization
Molecular function (GO): actin binding
Source: RefSeq, a predicted model, not a curated record